UUUUUAUGCCCUUUUCCGUCCUUAACGCCGAAGCCAAAAGAUAAUUUCUAAUUUUGAUCCAAUUCCUCGUCCGCCGCCGCUCGCCUCAUCGACGGCAGCUUCCGUUCUAGUUAUCCGUUGGUGCAGACCUUUUACCCUUUAAUUAGAACGAAGAGGUCAUGUCGGACGAGGAGCAGCACUUCGAAUCGAAGGCCGAUGCCGGCGCUUCGAAGACUUAUCCACAGCAGGCUGGAACGAUCCGUAAGAAUGGAUACAUCGUUAUCAAGGGCAGACCCUGCAAGGUUGUUGAAGUUUCAACCUCCAAGACCGGAAAGCAUGGUCAUGCAAAAUGCCACUUUGUUGCGAUUGAUAUCUUCAACCAGAAAAAGCUCGAGGAUAUUGUGCCCUCUUCUCACAACUGUGAUGUGCCCCAUGUUAACCGCACUGAUUAUCAGCUUAUUGAUAUAUCUGAGGAUGGAUUUUUGAGCCUUCUUACUGAGAAUGGAAGCACUAAGGAUGACCUUAGGCUCCCAACUGAUGAUAAUCUGCUUGCUCAGAUCAAAGACGGUUUUGCGGAGGGUAAAGAUCUUGUGGUGACUGUGAUGUCUGCUAUGGGGGAAGAACAGAUCUGUGCGCUCAAGGACAUUGGCCCCAAAUAAUUGCACUUUCUUCUGCGUAUUUUGGUUGCAAACAAAUUUAUGAUGAGUUAUAAUGGGAUGGUAGAAUCCUUCGAUCUAUUAUUCCUGGUUAUCUAAACUUCCCCAUCUGCUUGGCCUACUUGAAUUGUGCCUCUAAUUCCUUUUUUUUUUCUUUUGUUAUGUUUUAUUGUGUGAUGCAUGAGAGUUUUCAUGUUGCAUGCAAUGGUUAUUUUAUACAAAAAGAGCUGAUUGCUAUAAGAUGAAAUUUACAUACUUUUUUUUUAUAACUAGUCCUCUAAAUGCAAUUUGUCACUUGUUAUAUA
Dendrobium catenatum is the source of this 940-nucleotide messenger RNA. RefSeq names its product eukaryotic translation initiation factor 5A-2-like. Gene Ontology annotation, molecular function: RNA binding; translation elongation factor activity; ribosome binding. Gene Ontology annotation, biological process: positive regulation of translational elongation; positive regulation of translational termination. The record is from RefSeq and is a predicted model, not a curated record. NCBI's taxonomy places the organism in Eukaryota, Viridiplantae, Streptophyta, Magnoliopsida, Asparagales, Orchidaceae. The transcript has 6 exons. Bases 159 to 638 code for a protein of 159 amino acids.